AUGGCUGGACUUACUGGGAACAGUUCAACGUUUGGAUUGGGUGACAUCAUCCAGCUGAAUGUCGGAGGAACGAGAUUUAGCACAUCAAGGCAGACUCUGACAUGGAUUCCUGACUCUUUCUUCUCAAGUUUACUUAGUGGAAGGAUAUCAACACUACGGGAUGAAACUGGAGCCAUAUUCAUUGACAGAGACCCAACAGCAUUUGCACCCAUUUUAAACUUUCUUCGAACUAAAGAAUUAGACUUGAGGGGGGUUAACAUUAGUAUCCUGCGACAUGAGGCUGAGUUCUAUGGUAUUACACCCUUAGUCCGACGCUUGCUGCUUUGUGAAGAACUGGAGCGAUCGUCAUGUGGAAGUGUGUUGUUUCAUGGCUACCUCCCUCCACCAGCUCUCCCAGCGCGGAGCAGUGUAGGUGGUGGGCAAGCUGCGGCUGUUGCAGGUCCAGAGGAGCGCUCAGGCCCCAGCGGCGCAGAGGGGGGUUACCCACGUUCCUGCCCUCAGUCUUCUCUCCCUGGACCCUCUGAGGCAGAUGGACCUCAAAGACUAGUGGACCCUAGAAAGGUGCUGAUUGUCGCUGGCCAUCAUAACUGGAUUGUAGCUGCUUAUGCACAUUUUGUCAUUUGCUACAGGAUAAAGGAAUCAUCUGGCUGGCAGCAGGUGUUUUCCAGCCCUUACCUGGACUGGGCCAUAGAGCAGGUGGCCCUCAAUGCAAAAGUCGUGGGUGGCCCACAUGGAGAUAAAGACAAGAUGGUGGCAGCAUCAUCAGAGAGCAGCAUUAUAUUGUGGAGUAUCCAGGACGGAGGGAGCGGAAGUGAAAUAGGUGUGUUCAGUCUUGGAGUACCUGUGGACUCUCUGUUCUUCAUUGGGAGUCAGCUGGUUGCCACCAGUCACACGGGGAAGGUGGGAGUGUGGAAUGCCGUCACCCAGCACUGGCAGGUGCAGGAUGUGGUGCCCAUUACAAGCUGCGACACUGCUGGCUCCUUCCUCUUGCUCGGCUGUAACAAUGGCUCAGUUUACUAUAUUGAUAUGCAGAAGUUUCCACUGAGAAUGAAGGACAAUGACUUGUUGGUGACGGAGCUGUACCACGACCCAUCGAAUGAUGCCAUCACGGCCCUCAGUGUCUACCUGACUCCUAAAACCAGUGUGAGUGGGAACUGGAUUGAGAUCGCAUAUGGAACCAGCUCAGGGGCCGUGCGUGUCAUCGUGCAGCAUCCAGAGACCGUUGGAUCUGGUCCACAGCUCUUCCAGACCUUCACUGUCCACCGCAGCCCUGUCACUAAGAUUAUGCUUUCUGAAAAGCACUUAGUUUCAGUGUGUGCUGACAAUAACCAUGUACGCACAUGGACGGUAACGCGCUUCAGAGGCAUGAUCUCCACUCAGCCAGGAUCUACUCCGCUGGCCUCCUUUAAGAUCAUCUCACUGGAGGAGACAGAGAGCCAUAGCAGCUAUUCCUCUGGCAACGACAUCGGUCCAUUUGGAGAGAGAGAUGACCAACAGGUGUUUAUUCAAAAAGUCAUUCCUGUUACCAACAAACUCUUUGUUCGCCUCUCCUCUACAGGAAAAAGGAUUUGUGAGGUGCAGGCUGUAGAUGGCACCACCAUCACGUGUUUUACAGUGCGAGAGUGUGAGGGCUCGAGCCGCAUGGGCUCCAGACCCCGCCAUUACCUCUUCACUGGUCAUGCAAACGGGAGCAUUCAGAUGUGGGACCUCACCACGGCCAUGGACACGGUCAACAAGACUGACGACAAGGCCAAGCGGGAACCAGAGGUGGGAGGUCCAACUGAGGAGGAGCUGCUGAAGCUGCUUGACCAAUGUGAUUUGAGCACAUCCCGCUGUGCCACGCCCAACAUCAGCCCCGCCCCCUCUGUGCUGCACAGCCGGCUGCGAGAGUCCUGCUCCAGUCUCCAGCUGCAGGCUCAGGAGCCCAUCCCUGAGACGGCCACUUAUGGAGCCUUGCGGCCGUACCGAGAAAGCCCCUUGCUAGCCCAUGCUCGACGCACAGAGAGCUUCCUCAGCUACAGAGACUUCCACUGCUUAAACCCGGCCAAGGCCCUGCUGGAGAACCACGGACAGUGCGGAUCCAUGGAGGAUGAGAUGCGCCAUUCAGUGGGAGAGAACAACACUGAGGACCCCGACAAAAGGAACUCUACCAUGGAUCUUUGGGGGUCCAGAUCACCUGAGACCCAGUCUUCAGCUGCACGCAAACCCCCAGACAGCCCUGGAGACCAGCGGCGAACCCAUUUGAUGGAGGAAGCGGCUGCAGACUCUAGACCGGACGGGGGCAGGAGGAGAGGGGCAUUUGAAGCAAAUUUUCUAAGCAGGAAAAAGGCCCCCCCAGUUCCACAACUGAGCCCCCCACCGUCAGGAGCUGAUGGAGGGGGCAGCGACUCGUCCAGCACCGCCUCACCCUCGCCAACUAAAGUGUCCACAUCCCCACGCCAUCGCAAGGCUCCUGACGCUGCAUGUGAGUGAUGGGUCACACAGAUUUGUCCUAUGCAGAGGUGGUACCAAAUACAAUAAUCAAUAACAGGGAAAAGAAAGUAGUUGAAUGGAUGAUUUCAAAAGUGAAGUGUUUCAGAAUGUAGAUGUGAAGGUUUGGCAGGAUGCCAGCUGGCUGCUAAAAAAAGAAACCUCACUCACUGUGAACAGAUUUAAAGGGAAAAUACACAGCAUAAAUAUGUCAGCUUCACAUGUCUGUUAAUCGCUUGAAAGAAUGUAUUAAGCUUUUGUCAGACAGAUGAUGCUUUCACAAUAUGGACCUAAUCCUCUCUUCACUGAUUUUUUCAAGCUUAAAUAUGAGAUACAUUUACUUUUCAUUCCUUUAAGAAAAUUAACAAAGAGUGACUAGAUCAGUUAUUCAGCCAGUUAGACUUUAGCUUUGUACACCUGCGCCUUUACUAAACAUUUGUAUUGUUUUUGUCCAUUAAAGGGAUAGUCCACCCUAAAAUGAAAACGUGAAGUAAAUUUGAAUGAGGAAUUUACUCUCCCUCAUGUCAUUUAAAACCCACAGGACUUUCUUUUGUGGAUCAGCAAAGGAAAAGUUUAACAGAAUGUUUCGCUGCUCUCUUCCAUACAAUGAAAGUGGAUUUAAUACUUUAUAUUCAGAGCUCUGAGUAAUUGAAUUAAAUGUGUUACUAUUGAUAAUCUUCUCUUGAUAAUCCUUCUUGACAUUUGCUUUCAUUGUGUAGUAAAGAUCAGUUUGGCUUAUUUUGUGUUCCAUGAAAGAAAAAAAAAAAUCAUACAGGGGUUGAACGACUUUUCAGAUUAUGGGUGGAUUAUUGCUUAAAUGGUUUGCUAUUCUCUUAUUAAUUAAUUUGCUUUUUUAAAAAGUAGAUUAGCAUGCUGAUGCUACUGGCCACUAAUGGUACCUUCAAAACACUGUGAUGCACUUUAUUGUCUGUCCUUAUAUUCAUCCGUUACAUUGAAUGGACCGAACAGAUGAACUUCAGUGAUCAGGUCUGAAGUGCAGGUUCGACUCCACUGCUGUCGUGAAGCCUUUGACAAUCUCUUUCUUUCUUCAAUCCUUUCAGACGGGUUGCGCUCUCUGAACUUUCAGCAUGCAUCCGCAGGGGAGUUUUACUUGCUCUAUCCAUUUUUGGGAUUUAUUCAGUGCCUUUUGCUAAUUUGGAUAGAUACUGCUGUGAGAAAUCAAAACAGAUUUAGCUUUUUUUUUCUGUCUUUCUGAUGUGAGCGUUAGUUCGAUUAUCACAUUAUGCAACUUAUUUAAGUGAAGCGGAUUCUGUUUUACAAAAUAAGACCCUAAUCAAGAUGAAAAAAGAAAUUAAAUGAAAAGAAUAUAUUUUACAGACAGUUGCCAGAUUUAAAGGUAAUAUACAAUUAAAAAAAAAAAAAAACUAUUUAUUAAUGGAUUAGCUCUGUAUUUCUCUGUUUGUCAUCAUAACAUAUAAUUUUAUCAUUCACAUUUUCAAUAUAAUGUAAAGAAUUAUUUAUAUUUGACAUUAAGCUAAUUUUGCAUUCAACUGAUAAGCAUGGUCACUUUCUUUCCAGCCAUUCCACUUUGUGUACAGGAUAUAUCCUGCCAGAGAAAAUGAACAGUAUAUAGUGAUUAUUAUUUUAAUGGCAACUAAAUGGAAUCCUUUAACAGAGUACUUUUAUAUAAAGGAAAUGAGAUCUCAUUAAUGCUAUGCAAUCAGUGUUAGUGCUGAGAGUAGGCUACAUGGCCUGAAACUAAAUAAUGAAGCACAGAAACGAAUAGCAGAAUGUUCUUUGGACAACAGUACGAAGCUAGAAAAAUAAAUUAAAAUAAAUAAAAUAAAACAAAUAAUUACCCCUGGGAAGAUCUGCAUGUUUCAUUUCUCAAAAUUGUUUCAUAAAUACUUCAAAUUGACUUUUUAAAAUGUCCUUUGUUGCUAUGACUGGUUUGCUCCCAGUUAGUAGUGAUCUUGGUAUCAAAAUAUGCAUAGUAAUGAAUUAAAUGCAUAGUAAUUAAUCAGCUACUCAUGUCAUUUAUUUGCUCGCUGAGAUUUUUCAGUGUUGGGUAAUAUUUAAUUGGCAAGAGUAUGAUUCUUUAUGCUUGCUUUCAGAAAUACAGUCACAACCUGA
This is a messenger RNA of Cyprinus carpio (common carp), 4563 nucleotides long. Its product is annotated as BTB/POZ domain-containing protein KCTD3-like. Gene Ontology annotation, molecular function: protein binding. The record is from RefSeq and is a predicted model, not a curated record. Gene Ontology annotation, biological process: protein homooligomerization. Lineage: Eukaryota; Metazoa; Chordata; Actinopteri; Cypriniformes; Cyprinidae.